Molecule: messenger RNA, 225 nt
Organism: Mycena citricolor
Lineage: Eukaryota; Fungi; Basidiomycota; Agaricomycetes; Agaricales; Mycenaceae
Source: the annotation of a GenBank genome assembly
AACCAGUGGGAGGCGUUCCUGUCGCAAGUGGUUACGGUCCCCGGGGUGGGGCCGGCCUACGUUAUUAUCGGAGCCGACAAGCGAGGCACGAUCUUCGCUUUAUACGACCAUUCGGAGCAAAUCGGUGUUUCGCCGUGGUACUGGUGGGCUGACGUGCCCACGACGCGGCACGCCUCGCUGUUCGUCGAGCCCAGUGGCUGUUUCCAUGGAUCGCCGACCGUCAAG